AUGAAAUACACUGAAGAUCUUGACAACAACGAAAAGUUCAUUUUGAAAAAGUAUUCAAUUCACCUGCUCCUUAAGUUGGGUGACGCGAUGAUUUUGAGGUUUGCAAUUCCUUCAAGAAAAAUGACCAAAGAAGACCUCUUCGAUGCUGGAUUGUUGAAGGAGAACCAGGUCAAAGGAACGAAUAUGGCAAAUUUCGCGAAAUUACAAAGAAAACUCAAAGGAAAAGAAUUGGUAAUAAACAUCAAAAUUUACAACAACUUUGAUGCAAAAUCAUUCGAGGAAAGUGAUGACCAAGAACUAAAAGCGGAAGUUCAAAAGUUUCAAGAUUGGUACUGUGCCAACAUUGAAAAAGUCGAACAAAUUGCAAACAGGUUGGAAAGGGAAGAAAGGGCUGAUGCUAAUGAGGCGAUACGUACUCUUGUUAAACAAGUGAGAUUAACAAGUACGGAUCAAACAGAAGCAACAGAUAUCGCGGAAGAUUGCAGCAGUAGUGAAAUUGUUAAAGAAAAGAGAGCAAACUCCAUUCAACACAGAAAGCAAAUAAGGAUUUUAUUCAAAAAAGAAGCAGAAGAUUUCUUAAAAAGUUGCCCAGCCAAAAAACUAACUUUGAACACCUUGUUUGCUCUGAUGAGUCAAGAAGAAAAAAUCAAUUACCACAGUCCAACCACUUGCCCAGUUGAAAGAUCUUUUAAUAAAAUUGGACAACUUGAUAGAGCAAACAUGAGCGUUGAAAAGAAAGUUGCUUACAUGGAUGUUGGGGAUGCUCUGAAAAACUAA
Molecule: messenger RNA, 777 nt
Organism: Entamoeba invadens IP1
Lineage: Eukaryota; Evosea; Mastigamoebida; Endamoebidae
Exons: 2
Coding region: 1-777 (258 amino acids)
Source: RefSeq, a predicted model, not a curated record